Solea solea (common sole) is the source of this 1874-nucleotide messenger RNA. RefSeq names its product fibromodulin a (gene fmoda). Bases 122 to 1177 code for a protein of 351 amino acids. Gene Ontology annotation, molecular function: protein binding. The record is from RefSeq and is a predicted model, not a curated record. The transcript has 7 exons. NCBI's taxonomy places the organism in Eukaryota, Metazoa, Chordata, Actinopteri, Pleuronectiformes, Soleidae.
UACAAAGUGAUUGUCCGAAUCCCCUGCACUCCUGAGCGCACUCUGAGAGAGAGAGGGGGGACAAAGAGGGUCAGUCUCUCUAUACAGUCUUCAUUUCAGUAAGAUCCCAAAGAACAACUUUAUGACUCCGACCAUGCGUCUGGUGAUUGUCGUCCUGUCUGCCCUGCUUCCACUCUCGCUCUCCCAUGGACGAGACCCUUUGUCUUGGCUGUACGGCCGACAGAGCCAAGGAUACUUUGCCUCCCUGCAGGCGGACAUCGCAAGUGGGUGGUGUCCCGAUGAGUGUGACUGCCCCCCCGCCUUUCCUAUAGCCAUGUACUGUGAUGGCCGGGGUCUGACAGCCAUGCCAUCCAUUCCCUCACAUAUCAAAUACUUGUACCUUCAAAACAACGCCAUCACUGCCGUGUCUGACUCCGCCCUGAUGAAUGCGACCAAUCUAGUGUGGCUUAUGAUGCACCACAACCAGCUGACAUCUGAGGCCAUUGGCAAGAAGGCAUUUCUGAAUUUGGAGCAACUGGAGCGUGUCUAUCUACAGCACAACAAUUUGACCAGCAUUCCUUCCAACCUUCCUCGCUCUCUGCGAGACCUGAGACUCAAUCACAACAAGAUUGAAAAGGUAACACCAGUAGACCUAGAAGGAAUGGACAACCUCACUAUCCUGUAUCUUCACGAUAAUGUGGUCACGGACAUGAGCACAUCACUGAAGGCCCUGACAUCUCUCACAAUGCUGGAUAUCAGUAGCAACCAUUUGACAAAGGUCCCAGAGUCCCUGCCUGAAAAUCUGCACCAGCUCUACUUGGAGUUCAACUCCAUUGACUCUGUACCAGAGGGAUUCCUAAAUCGUUUCAGACAGCUGCAGUAUGUCAGGAUGUCCCACAACCAGAUAAAAGACAACGGGAUCCCUCCCAACACCUUUAAUGUGACCGGGCUGGUGGAGCUGGACCUGAGCUUCAACAAACUGGAGAGAAUCCCACUCGUGAGCGCCACACUGCAACAUCUCUAUCUGCAGGCAAACCAGAUCAAAGAGUUCACUCUGGGAAGUUUCUGCAGUGCUGUGGAUGUGACCAGCUUCUCCAAACUGCUGACGCUGCGAUUGGACGGGAACGAGAUCAGUCGUGGGGACCUUCCUUCAGAGUCAUCCCAGUGUUUGAGGAUGGCUUCCACCAUUGAGGUCUAACUGUACAUGGGAUUGAAACACUGUCAGCGCUUCAGUCGUGCUCCUGGGAGGUUGUUGUGGCUUCAGUUGUCCACCAGAUGUCACCAUCACUGAAGCGUUAUUAUUUUUUCCUCUUUCCUGCUACUUUCCGUGAGCCUAGCCGCUCCCACUUUUCAUUGGAUACUGUAAAACCAUCUUCCUUUCUUCUCCUCCUCCCAUUGUUUUUGCCAUCUCUCCUUUAGUUUUUGUUUAAUGAUGCUGUUCAUUUCUGUUUUGCUUAAUGUUAUUGCUAAAUCUAUAUUAUUAUGUACCACCUUGUCUGCUAUUUCGUUCCCUUUAACCCCAAUGUGUGCUGGUAUCCAUAAACAUAUUACUGUGAGUCCCAUCAUCUGAAUUCUAUAUAAUGUUUGUUGUAUUUCUUGGCGGAGAAAAGCAUACAGUGUAGUGCAUGAAAAUACGCUGUUGCAUUUGUUUGAAUUAUGCUAUAUAUUGUUAUAUAUUGUUUUUUUGUCAAUGUCGCGACUGUAGAUCCUCUUUUUUUUGCACACUGAAAUCAACUUUCCUUAGAGACUUAGAAAAAGAUCAGGCUACACUGGGAAAAGUAAAGUAGUAGAGACUCAGACAUACAGAGGGCUUUGUGUGCUAUGAUUCUUGAGUUAACAUUGCAUGAACUGACUAUCAUAAUUAUGUUGUUUAGAAUAAAUAAAACCAAAACUGA